AUGGUCGAUGGCUCCAGCACAGGGGAGCGGGAUCGGGCGGGAAGUGCUUGGCAAAAGGGCGCGCGAGCAGGGGUCGACACGAGGAGGGCCGACGAGCCACCUUCCUCUGCAGCUAAUACCACGGUUCACCCUGGAGCCACGAACGUGGAUGAGUACGUCAAGCGACUGCAGUUUCUCAAGGAGCUGUGGCCCGAAGAACAUCUGUCGUUACUUGGACCCAGGGCAGCACUUCUCGCGGAAGGCGCCGCGUUCCAAAAAGUGAGCCGCAUCGCGCCGGACAAGAGUCCGGAUGGAGUCAAGAUUUUAGCAGAGCAGCUGGGAGGGACGUGGGGAAGAUUGCAAGUAGAGGAUAAAUUCCACUACUUUGAGCAAGCCAUCUACCAGACCCAGCAAAAGCAUGAUGAAACCAAUGACUCCUACAUUGCCAGACACGACGCCCAAUUCGAAGAGCUGCUUUCUCGCAAGGUCCAGCUGGAGGAGACCCGGGCCUACAUCCUGUUACGCCAUUCGCAACUUGCACCGGAAGACAAGAAGCGGGUGAUAGUUGAGUCCAAAGGCGACCUCAAGUAUGCCGAGACGAUCAAGGCGAUCAAGCUGCUUGGCUCGCACUUCUUUGGCGAACGUCAGAACAGGAAUGGCUCCAGCGCUGGAACCAGCCGAGGGCAAGAGCGAAACAAGGUCUAUGACGUGAACAUGACCGAGGCCGACGACAGCGAGGAGAUCAAUAUGGCCACCUACGACGAGGAAGUGGAUGAAGACGAGGCUUUCGCUUACUUCUUCGAGCAGUGCGACCAGGAUGCGCUCUACAUAGCGGAGUUCGAAGAUGAAGCCCGAGCCCGCUUCCGCGAGAAAGCGCGGUCAAGGGGCUUUUGGCCCGUCGGGAAGGGCAGUGGCAAGCAGUCGCGGGGCAAGAGCUAUGGCAAGAAAGGUGGUGGUUUCGGCAAGGGCAAGCGUCCGAGGACGCUAGCAGAAAGGAUCUCGACCUCGACGCGCCGCUUGCGCGGGGCGGUUGGACAUUGGAAAAGGGAAUGUCCAAAGAACCUGGACAACCAGAGUGGCAACCACAAGGUCGAAGUGUCCCACCUUGCGACCCUCGACGGCAAGAACGAGGAGGACAGCGACGAUUCCGCCCCGGAAUUUCUCCAGGACCUGCCGGAGGACGCCAUCAUGUACAUGGAUGAGCUCAGCAUCUCCGACAGCCAGGCCGCAGACCUCUCGAUCUCUGGAGACCAGACGAUCGACACCUGA
Molecule: messenger RNA, 1248 nt
Organism: Symbiodinium pilosum
Lineage: Eukaryota; Dinophyceae; Suessiales; Symbiodiniaceae
Source: the annotation of a GenBank genome assembly